Molecule: messenger RNA, 1874 nt
Organism: Portunus trituberculatus (swimming crab)
Lineage: Eukaryota; Metazoa; Arthropoda; Malacostraca; Decapoda; Portunidae
Product: dihydrolipoyl dehydrogenase, mitochondrial-like
Exons: 9
Coding region: 100-1629 (509 amino acids)
Cellular component (GO): oxoglutarate dehydrogenase complex; mitochondrion
Molecular function (GO): dihydrolipoyl dehydrogenase (NADH) activity; flavin adenine dinucleotide binding
Source: RefSeq, a predicted model, not a curated record
UGAAUACUGAAAUAAAGGCAAUUGUGCAAUUAGUAAACCCGUGGCAGCGGCUAGCGUGGAGCAGCCGCCAGUCUCCGUCAGCUGAGCUCCGCCAUCACGAUGCAAGCCACCGUCUUGUGCAGGGUUUCCAGGGUGACCCGCGCCGCCAGGACCCAGUUGGGUCUGGGCUCUGGGCCGACAGGAGCCCUAGCAACUGUGAGUCAGCGCCGCCAUGCUUCACAUGAAGCUGACCUAGUGGUGAUUGGCUCAGGCCCCGGUGGCUAUGUGGCGGCCAUCAAGGCUGCUCAGCUGGGCAUGAAGACUGUGUGUGUGGAAAAGAAUCCAACAUAUGGAGGAACUUGCCUCAAUGUGGGCUGCAUCCCCUCCAAGGCACUCCUCAACAACUCCCACUUUUACCACAUGGCCAAGAGCAAAGACUUCGCAGAACGUGGCAUAGAGGUGGAAAAUGUAAGAGUGAACCUGGAUAAACUAAUGGCUUCCAAGAACAAGGCAGUGACUGCACUCACUGGGGGCAUUGCCCACCUCUUCAAAAACAACAAGGUCCUUGGCCUCAAGGGUCAUGGAAAGAUCACCAGCCCCACAGAGGUCACAGUUAUGAAGGAGGAUGGUGAGAAUGAUACAGUGCGUACCAAGAACAUCCUCAUUGCCACAGGAUCUGAGGUGACACCGUUCCCAGGCAUUGAGGUGGAUGAGGAGUCUGUUGUGUCAUCCACUGGAGCUCUCAAGCUGUCCCGUGUCCCUGAACACAUGGUGUUGAUUGGCGCUGGUGUCAUUGGUCUCGAGCUGGGUUCUGUGUGGUCUCGCCUUGGAGCCAAAGUGACAGCUGUGGAGUUCCUGGAUUCCAUUGGUGGCUUGGGCAUUGAUGGAGAGAUUUCAAAGAACUUCCAGCGCAUCCUCACCAAGCAGGGCAUAAAAUUCAAGUUGAGCACAAAGGUCUUAUCUGCAUCCAAGGAAGGAAGCACCAUCAAGGUUGCUGUAGAGGGAGUGAAGAAUAACAAAAAAGAGGAGCUAGAGUGUGACACGCUCUUGGUGUGUGUUGGCCGCCGCCCUUAUACUUCAAACUUGGGCUUGGAGGAGCUGGGCAUUGAGAAAGAUGCCAAGGGUAGGAUCCCUGUGAACUCAAGAUUCCAGACUGUAAUUCCCAACAUCUUUGCCAUUGGGGACUGCAUCCAUGGCCCCAUGCUGGCUCACAAGGCUGAGGAUGAGGGCAUCGUUUGUGUGGAGGGCAUUGCUGGUGGUCCCGUCCACAUUGAUUACAACUGUGUGCCUUCAGUGAUCUACACACAUCCUGAAGUGGCCUGGAUUGGCAAGACUGAAGAGGAUCUGAAAGCUGAAGGAGUGGAGUACACCGUUGGCAAGUUCCCCUUCGCUGCCAAUUCUAGGGCCAAGUGCAACAAUGAUACUGACGGCCUGGUAAAGGUCCUGGCUGACAAGCACACGGACCGUCUCCUUGGCGCACAUCUUAUUGGACCAGGUGCUGGUGAACUGAUCAACGAGGCUGCACUGGCCAUGGAGUAUGGGGCAAGCUGUGAAGAUGUUGCACGAGUCUGUCAUGCUCAUCCCACCUGUUCAGAAGCGUUCCGUGAGGCUAACUUGGCAGCUUACUUUGGAAAGGCCAUCAACUUCUAAAUCCCAGGGUGUCUUUUUAUUUCUUUCCCAAAGUCCAUCAAUUAUCAGUAUGUCCAUGUCAUAGUUUUGCACAUUAACAUUUCUUUUAUGUAGUAUGAGGUGGGUUCUUAAUGUGUUAUCCACUGCUGUACUGUAUAUGCAUUCACCUUAGGAAUAUGGUGGUGAUGCACUUAGUCACACACACACACACACACACACACACACACACACACACACACACACACACACACACACACACACACACA